Messenger RNA from Megalopta genalis, 2977 nucleotides. It is a transcript of the gene AspRS-m, whose product is annotated as aspartyl-tRNA synthetase, mitochondrial. Lineage: Eukaryota; Metazoa; Arthropoda; Insecta; Hymenoptera; Halictidae. Gene Ontology annotation, cellular component: cytoplasm; mitochondrion. Gene Ontology annotation, biological process: aspartyl-tRNA aminoacylation. Gene Ontology annotation, molecular function: ATP binding; nucleic acid binding; aspartate-tRNA ligase activity. The record is from RefSeq and is a predicted model, not a curated record.
UAGUGCCUUGACAGCGCACCCACGAAAGUUAGGAUGCGUUGGAUUUGAACGACGCGCAAGGGUGAAGACUCGCUAAAGCGAGAGUUGUAGAGUGUACACACGAAAAUUUCGGGCUUAUAGACUGAACGAGAGAAAGAUGCGAAAGGUCCUUGACUGAGGAUUUAUGACUUCCUAUCUUGAAGGGCUCAGAGCUUCGACUCUAUCUACAUGAACUGUUUAAUAAAUAUAAAAUAUUCAUUUAAUAGAACUUUAAAAAACUGUUGUUUUGAUAACUUUUGGCAACUAUGUGUAGCCGUAGCCAUGGACCUAAUUUCAAGUCUAUGUACUACCCUUUCGCGCGAUAAGCAAAGCGUAGACAUGUAGGUACUGCCUUUAUAGCUGAGGUGUCACGUGGUAUCACUGUCAACAUCAGGAAACCUGUGUACACCUAUAAAUACGUUUUGUAAAAAGCUAACAUCAUAUACAAUCUUCACUUAAGUAGUAAAUAAUUGAAAUAUUGAAUUUUAUUUGUAUAAGUGACAUGAAAUCAAUAAAAUACGUUUAAUCACGUCAUAUAAUAUUCAUAAACAUUAUUAAUUUAUUAAUUAUAAAUAAGAUGUUUAGUUUCCGAAAUAAUCUUAUACCAAAGAAACAAUUUUGCAAAUUGUUUUGUACAAAUCAUUUAUAUAAACAUAAACUUAUGAAAAAAUACUGUUCAAUCUUAAUAGCUUGUACUCAUGAUUUGGCUAUUGAAAAACAAAUAACGAAAGUUAAUGUACAUCCUGUUAACAAAUUUGUUUCAAGGACUCACACGUGUGGCGAACUUAAUAUUCAAAAUGUAGGCGAUAGGGUACACAUGUAUGGCUGGCUGGAAUUUCAAAGAUUGAACAAAUUUAUAACACUGAGAGAUGCUUAUGGUUCUACACAACUUUUAGUACCAGAUAAUAGAGAAGAUUUGAUAGAAAUGAUUAAAAAUAUAACCUUUGAGAGUGUAUUACAUAUAGUGGGAACAGUGCAUGAAAGACCGAAGGGACAAAAGAACAAUAAAAUGAAAACUGGAGAUAUUGAGGUGCUAAUAGAAUCCUUGGAAAAUCUAAAUCCAGCCAAAUCAAAUAUGCCGUUCUUCAUUAGAGAAUUUAAUAAAGCAAAGGAGAGUACGCAAAUGAAAUAUAGAUAUUUGUCUUUAAGAUAUCCUGAAUUGCAAAGAAAUCUAAGAUUACGUUCCCAAGUUAUAGCAAAGAUGAGGGAAUACUUAAUUAAAGAAUGCAGUUUUGUGGAUAUGGAAACACCAACGUUAUUUAAAAGUACUCCCGGAGGGGCUCAAGAAUUCAUUGUUCCAACACAACAUCCAGGACAAUUUUAUUCACUGGUACAGAGUCCUCAACAGUUUAAGCAACUAUUAAUGGUUGGUGGCUUUGAUAGGUAUUUUCAAAUUGCUAAAUGUUACAGAGAUGAAACUACUAGGCAUGAUAGACAACCUGAAUUUACACAACUGGAUAUUGAAAUGUCGUUUGUUAAUUGUGAAGGAAUAAUGGAACUAAUUGAAAACUUGUUGUUGUACUCUUGGCCUGAAGAAUCGUAUCCAUUAACUAUUCCUUUUAAACGACUCACAUUUAAUGAAGCAAUGGAAAUGUAUGGUACAGAUAAACCAGAUUUAAGGAUACCAUACCAGCUUCGUCGGCUUACAAAUAUGGUUGAUAUUUCUGCAAUAGAAGAAACACUAAAAACGAAAUGGAAAGAAAAUUUUGAGCUUUAUGCUUUAGUUUGUCCUUAUGCAAGUUUUCUUACCAAAUCAAUCAAAGAAUAUAUUUCUAAAUUGCAACGCGAUUGUUUCGCGUCUGUAAUAUUAAUUCAAUUAAAAAUACUUAGUAUGUCAUCGGCAACAGACUCAAAUAAAAUUUAUUCUAAUAUUGUAAAAAGAAAUAUAGAACAAGAAUUAAAUUUAAAGGAUGGAGAUGUUAUCUUUUUAGCUUGUGGAGACAAAUUUCUCACACAAUCACUAUUGGGAAAAAUACGUGUUGAGUUCGCAGAUUUAAUAGAAAGCAGAAAACAAAAAAUUCGAUCUCCUGGAAAUGAAAUUUUAUGGAUCACUGAUUUUCCAUUAUUUACAUUUAAUCAGGAGGAAAACAAAUUAGAAGCUAUGCAUCAUCCAUUUACACAACCUCAUCCAACUGAUAUUUGUUACCUUUCUGAAAAUCCGACAAUGGUAAGAGGAUUGCAUUAUGAUUUGGUUAUGAAUGGCUCUGAAAUUGCCGGAGGAUCAAUACGUAUUCAUGAAUCAAAUUUACAAAAACAAGUAUUGAAAAUGUUAAAUAUAGACGAAUCAUAUUUGGAACACAUGAUUUCGGCUUUAGAGUGUGGUGCUCCGCCACACGGUGGAAUUGCUUUAGGGUUGGAUCGUUUAAUGUCUUUACUGUGCAAUACAGAAUCUAUAAGAAGCGUAAUAGCGUUUCCAAAAACUACAGUGGGUCGUGAUAUGAUGUCAGGAGCACCAGUUUCAAUUUCAGAUAAGGAGAAGUCGUUAUAUCAUAUACAAACAACAGAGAAGUAAAAUAAUAAUUUUUUAAGUAUUUGGUGUAUAUUGUAAUAUAAUGAAAAUAAUGAAAAAGAGAUAAAUGAAUACAAUAUCAAUAAAAAUUGACCGUAAAUAUCUUUUUAUUUUACAUACUGUAAUCUGUUGUUAGAUGACUACGAGCUUCGAAUGACUUCGAUCUUAAAAAUUUGAAGGUGAACUUUAAAUAAGAAAUAUAUUUAUUGUAUUUCAAUCUUUAAAUCUUUGAGUGACGAUACAACUGUCAAAUUAAUAGAUAAAUUUAUACUUCCAUUAAAUUAUUUUGGAACUACCGAAAAACUUUCAUAAAAUACAAUAGACGUAAUAUCAUACUUGUUACUCGAAUUUUAUUUCAAGAACCUGUUUUACGAUUUACAAUAGUCGUGUAUGUAUAUUGGAUUCCUGUAACUACAGAGUUAUAAAUAAAAUAUUUCUUAUGACAGUGAU